Cajanus cajan (pigeon pea) is the source of this 2444-nucleotide messenger RNA. RefSeq lists its product as uncharacterized. NCBI's taxonomy places the organism in Eukaryota, Viridiplantae, Streptophyta, Magnoliopsida, Fabales, Fabaceae. The record is from RefSeq and is a predicted model, not a curated record.
AUUAAAUAAAUAAAUAAACAUUGCUGAUUUCAUAUGAUGAUAAUAAAGCACUGAAUGAUGACUCUUUCUUUCUUCUCCUCUCUUUUCUUCUUCUUCUUCCCUUACUCUUUCUGCAACAUCAAACAAUAACAAUCUUCCCUUCAAGCCGGCCUAAACCCCAUUACCCCAAACUCUGAUCUUUUUUUUCUUUCUUUCUCCAUCACUCUCUAUUGGAUCAUCAAAUAUUGAAUUUCAUUCCCCUCAAGAAGAUUUUUACUUUUGUGAAUUUUGACCCAUUUGGCCACCGCCAAAUUUCGAUCUUCUCCGUGCCAAAUUUGUAAUCUUUCCGACCUUUGGCGAGGUGGGUCGAUCCAAUUUCGCUCCAAUAAUCGUGGGUUUGAUCUGAAAAGGGAAAAGAAAGGGAAAUAGAAAAGAAAAAAAAAAUUGGGUUCUUUCUGAUUCAAGAUUUUGUCCUUUUUUGUUUCUGAAAUGGUCUAUUUCCAUAGCUCAAUCUCUCUCUGCAAGUCCGUUGAUCAAUCAUCUUCCAUGGCGAAUUCAAUUUGUUCUGCGGAUUUCGGUUCGAAAUCGAGGCAAACGAAUAACCACCAGGCUCAGAAGAAUCGGAGGGCCCCAAGUUCUUCGUCAUCAUCGAAUUCCCUUCAGAUUCCACCCUGUGAUCGAUCUCGAUCGGCCAUGGUCGAUGUUGUGAUGUUCAUUGCUGUGGUUGGCGCCUGCGGGUUUUUGAUCUUCCCUUAUGUGGAAUUUUUGGUGACAAAGUGUUACGAGGGUGUAAGGGCUGUUGUGUUUUUGAUCAAGGAAGAGGUUUCCGUUGCACCUUGGAUCUAUGCCUCCAUAGGGCUUAGUGUUGUGUGUGCCGCAUUGGCCACGUGGGGUGUGGUGGCUUGCACCACCAGGAAGUGUGGGAACCCCAAUUGCAAGGGUUUGAGGAAAGCUGCUGAGUUUGACAUUCAGUUGGAGACUGAGGAUUGUGUGAAGAAUUCGGCGGCGGCGGCGGCGACCACAGUGGCGGCGAAAGAUGGCGGUGGUGUGAAGAAGGGUCUCUUUGAAUUGCCCCGUGAUCAUCAUAGGGAGCUGGAGGCUGAGCUCAAGAAGAUGGCACCACCUAAUGGAAGGGCUGUACUGAUUCUCCGGGCCAGGUGUGGAUGUUCUGUUGGUAGAUUAGAGGUUCCUGGACCGAGGAAGCAUCCUCGGAAGAUCAAGAAGUAGUAGCAGACAAUUCUGUUCGAGACGAGUAGGAUUCAGGAGAGGAGAGGGGAGGACACUCCUUUUGAUUUAUUGGAAGGAAGGAAAGGGAUGAUGAUUGGAUCAAAUAGAGAACGUGUACUUGUUACUAUCCUUAUGUUCAUUGAUCUAGUAGGAAAUUAGGAUGUCUUUAAAUAAGCCCCUUGGCAAUAACUUGUAAGGAACUAUGGGUUAUCAUCAUACAUAGUUAGUUGGUCAUACCUGGAAAUAGAGAAGAAAAAAAAACAUUUUUAUUUUAAUUUACUUUUUGAGUAUUCGAGAUUUAUACAUAGUUCUGAAAGAUUUCUGCUUCAGGGUUUUGAAUUUUACUGUCUCUUGUGGUUAUUGUUAUGUUAUGUUGUGUUAUUUUUUUUAUUUUUUUAUUUUUUAAUUUUUGGUGAUAACUGCCUAGGAUUUUAAGUUCUCAAUCUUGUUAUGAGCUGCAGGUUUUGAUAGAAUAAGUUUAAUGUUCUGAUCUUCUGAACUUUGUUUGAGUUUGUUUCAAUCUUGAAAAAUUCAUUUGAAGCUUAAAUGUAUUGUUUCUUUUAACUUGAUUUUACUGUUGAACUGUGAUGGAAACUUUCUCCUAUUUUCAUUGCCCCGUGAUGUGAUUGUAGGCAGACUUCUCUAGUAGAGGAUGUCUGGAAUGUUAACUGUGGAUAGACUGCUCAAGCUCCAGCUCUAGCACAUUACAUAUUUAUAUACAGUUACACACAAGGUGUUUGCAAAUAAAUUUCCAUGGUUGCUGUAUGGCCACAUUCAUUUCCUUCAUGCAGAUGUGCUAAACUGUAACUUGACAUUAAUUUUUUUCAUUUGCAAUAACCUUAAAUCAAGGGUAGUGCACAAGUGAAUAUUUUUCUACCAUUGAUGAGUAACUUGAGGGAGAACAAUCAGUUUUUAUAUGGAAUAAUGACCAGACUUGAACAGCAUGAUUGGUAAGAUGUUAAUGUUAAUUUAUAAUGCAUUGAGCCAACUAUUGAUUUCUACAUUAUUUUCUUCAUUGUAUCCAAAUAUUUGUUUUAUGGUAAUCUGAACAUACUUGAUUUUUCACUGUCAAGUUGAGUACUCUCGGUCUGUCUCACUUGUAGAAAUCAUCAGAAUGCUAAGCAGCCAUCUUGCAUCAAUCGCAAUUUUCUAGUCUGUAACCCGGUUGAAUAGUCUUACCGUAUGUUAUUAUGUUAUAUUCACUUAGUUCUAAAUUACACUGUAUAUUUUCUCUGUUA